AUGCUGCAAAUCCAAUCGAAAAGGUUUUAUUUAGAUGUGAAACAAAAUCGAAGAGGAAGGUUCAUAAAAGUGGCAGAGAUAGGAGCCGACGGUCGGAGGAGUCAAAUAUUUUUAGCUCUUUCGACGGCAGCCGAGUUUCGCGAUCAUUUGUCCACGUUCAGCGAUUACUACGCUUCCCUCGGACCGCCUAAUCCCGAAAACGUACCCGAGGAUGGUAAACUCAAGAGCGAAAUGAUGAUCAAAGAAAACAAGCGCUACUUUUUGGACCUUAAAGAAAACUCACGCGGCCGAUUUUUAAGAGUGUCGCAAACUAUACCAAGAGGGGGACCACGCUCUCAAAUCGCGAUACCGGCUCAAGGUAUGAUUGAAUUUAGAGACGCAUUAACUGAUCUCCUCGAAGAAUUCGGUACGGAAGAUGGAGGUUAUAAGGGAGAGUUACCCGAAGGGAAACACAUGCGCGUCGAAAAUAAAAACUUUUAUUUUGACAUUGGUCAAAAUAAUCGUGGGAUUUACAUGCGGAUUUCUGAGGUGAAAACCAAUUUCCGAACAGCUAUAACCGUCCCUGAAAAAUCAUGGGCACGCUUCCGAGAUAUCUUCGCCGAUUAUUGCGAUAAAAUGAAGGAAAGAGAGAAAAAUGCCAUCGGGGGUGGAGAUACAGGAUCGCAACCUCAAACCAAAUGA
Messenger RNA from Pediculus humanus corporis (human body louse), 681 nucleotides. RefSeq names its product pur-alpha, putative. The coding region runs from base 1 to 681 and encodes 226 amino acids. The transcript is spliced from 4 exons. Gene Ontology annotation, biological process: regulation of transcription by RNA polymerase II. Gene Ontology annotation, molecular function: purine-rich negative regulatory element binding; DNA-binding transcription factor activity, RNA polymerase II-specific; RNA polymerase II transcription regulatory region sequence-specific DNA binding. The record is from RefSeq and is a predicted model, not a curated record. NCBI's taxonomy places the organism in Eukaryota, Metazoa, Arthropoda, Insecta, Psocodea, Pediculidae. Gene Ontology annotation, cellular component: nucleus.